This is a messenger RNA of Myotis lucifugus (little brown bat), 3670 nucleotides long. It is a transcript of the gene KCNH4, whose product is annotated as potassium voltage-gated channel subfamily H member 4. Gene Ontology annotation, biological process: potassium ion transmembrane transport; regulation of membrane potential. The record is from RefSeq and is a predicted model, not a curated record. Gene Ontology annotation, molecular function: voltage-gated potassium channel activity. Gene Ontology annotation, cellular component: membrane. NCBI's taxonomy places the organism in Eukaryota, Metazoa, Chordata, Mammalia, Chiroptera, Vespertilionidae. Bases 79 to 3228 code for a protein of 1049 amino acids. The transcript has 17 exons.
CGGCGCCCCGCCGAGCCGAAAGCGAGGGUUUCGGAGCAGAGCGGCGGCGUGAGAGGGAGGGUAGGAGGCAGCCCGCGCAUGGGGCGCCCCGGCCCGCCGGCAGCGCGCCCCCUGGGGCCCGGCCGAGCUGACCGCCCUCGGCUCCGCGCCUCCAACUCGCGCCCCCGAGCCAUGCCGGUCAUGAAGGGGUUGCUGGCCCCGCAAAACACCUUCCUGGACACUAUCGCCACCCGCUUCGACGGCACGCACAGUAACUUCCUCCUGGCCAACGCGCAGGGCCCACGGGGCUUUCCCAUCGUCUACUGCUCUGACGGCUUUUGCGAGCUCACAGGUUACGGCCGCACCGAGGUCAUGCAGAAAACCGGCAGCUGCCGCUUCCUCUACGGUCCCGAGACCAGUGAGCCGGCCCUGCAGAGGCUCCACAAGGCCCUGGAGGGCCGUCAGGAGCACCGGACUGAAAUUUGCUUCUACCGGAAGGAUGGCUCAGGCUUUCGGUGCCUCCUGGACAUGAUGCCCAUCAAGAAUGGGAUGGGGGAGGUUGUGCUUUUCCUCUUUUCCUUCAAGGACAUCACUCAGAGUGGAGGCCCAGGACCCGGCCCCUCCGGAAGCCACGGGGACAGCAAUCAUGAAAACUCCCUUGGCAGGAGGGGAGCCAGCUCAAGACUGCGAUUCGCCAGGAGACAGAACCGGACUGUCCUGCGCAGACUGACUGGCCACUUUGGCCGCCGGGGCCAGGGAAGCAUGAAAACCAAUCGUAACGUGUUUGAGCCAAAGCCAUCAGUGCCCGAGUACAAGGUGGCCUCCGUGGGGGGGUCCCGCUGCCUCCUCCUCCACUACAGCGUCCCCAAGGCGGUGUGGGACGGCCUCAUCCUCCUCGCCACCUUCUACGUUGCCGUCACCGUCCCCUACAACGUCUGCUUCUUGGGCGAUGAUGACACCCCCAUCGCGUCCCGACACACCCUUGUCAGUGACAUCGCCGUGGAGAUGCUCUUCAUCCUGGAUAUCAUUCUGAACUUCCGCACCACCUAUGUGUCCCAGUCCGGCCAGGUGGUCUCUGCUCCUCGUUCCAUUGGUCUCCACUACCUGGCCACCUGGUUCUUCGUCGACCUUAUUGCUGCUCUGCCUUUUGACCUGCUUUACAUCUUCAACAUCACCGUGACGUCGCUGGUGCACCUGCUGAAGACAGUGCGGCUGCUGCGGCUGCUGCGGCUGCUGCAGAAGGUGGAGCGGUACUCGCAGUGCAGCGCGGUGGUGCUCACGCUACUCAUGUCCGCCUUUGCGCUCCUUGCCCACUGGAUGGCCUGUGUCUGGUACGUCAUCGGGCGCCGGGAGAUGGAGGCCAACGACCCACUGCUCUGGGACAUCGGCUGGUUGCAUGAGCUGGGCAAGCGGCUGGAGGUGCCCUAUGUCAACAGCUCGGCGGGCGGCCCGUCGCGGCGUAGCGCCUACAUUGCUGCGCUUUACUUCACGCUCAGCAGCCUCACCAGCGUGGGCUUCGGCAACGUGUGCGCCAACACUGACGUCGAGAAGAUCUUCUCCAUCUGCACGAUGCUCAUAGGCGCGCUGAUGCACGCCGUGGUGUUCGGGAACGUGACGGCCAUCAUCCAGCGCAUGUACUCGCGCCGCUCGCUCUACCACAGCCGCAUGAAGGACCUCCAGGACUUCAUCCGCCUGCACCGCCUGCCGCGGCCGCUCAAGCAGCGCAUGCUCGAGUACUUCCAGACCACGUGGGCUGUCAACAGCGGCAUCGACGCCAACCAGUUGCUGCGUGACUUCCCGGAUGAGCUGAGAGCUGACAUUGCUAUGCACCUGAACCGGGAGAUCCUGCAGCUGCCGCUGUUUGGAGCAGCCAGCAGGGGCUGCCUGCGGACCCUCUCCCUGCACAUCAAGACCUCCUUCUGUGCUCCGGGCGAGUACCUGCUGCGCUGUGGGGACGCUCUGCAGGCUCACUACUACGUCUGCUCAGGCUCGCUUGAGGUGCUCCGUGACAACAUGGUGCUGGCCAUCCUGGGGAAGGGGGACCUGAUUGGGGCAGAUACCAUUGAGCCAGGACAGGAGCCUGGGUCAGGAGCAGGCCCGAGCUGUGUGCUGAAGACCAGCGCUGACGUGAAGGCACUGACCUACUGUGGCCUGCAGCAGCUGAGCAGCCGAGGGCUGGCGGAGGUCCUGAAGCUCUAUCCUGAGUAUGGGGCUGCCUUCCGGGCUGGUCUGCCCCGGGACCUCACCUUCAACCUGCGCCAGGGCUCUGACACCAAUGGCCUCGGCCGCUUCUCCCGAUCCCCUCGAUCCCCUGGGCCCUCCCAGCCCCACUCCGAAAGCCUUGGCUCCUCAGACAAGACCCUGCCAUCCAUCACCGAGGCCGAGGCUGAGUCGGAGCCCGGAGGUGGUCCCAGGCCCCGCCGGCCCCUCCUGCUGCCCAACCUUAGCCCAGCAAGGCCCCGAGGCUCCCUGGUCAGCCUUUUGGGCGAGGAGCUGCCUCCAUUCUCAGCCCUUGUCUCUUCCCCUUCCCCUUCCCUGUCCCCAUCCCUAUUCCCAUCCUCUGCCCUGGUUGGUCGAGGCCACAGCCCCUCCUCUCAUGGCCCCCCCAGGGGCUUUGCUGCCAGGAAGCCCCCCCAGCUUCUUAUUCCCCCACUGGGAACCUUUGGAACUACGGACCUCAGUCCUCGCAUAGUGGACGGCAUUGAGGACUCCGGCAGCACAGCAGAGGCCCCUACAUUCCAGUUCAGCAGGAGGCCUGAGCACCCUAGGCCCCGCUCUCAGGCCUCCCCUACAGGGACCAGGCCCAGCCAGGAACUGGCCACUGAAGCUGAGGAGAUGAAGGAAAAGGUCUGCAGGCUGAACCAGGAGAUCUCCUGCCUCAACCAAGAAGUGUCUCAGCUCAGCCAGGAGCUCCGGCACAUGAUGGGCCUGCUGCAGGCCAGGCUGGGUCCCCCCGGCCACCCGACAGUCUCCGCUCGGCCCUCAGGCCCUCCGUGCCUCCAGCAGAGGCCUCCAUGCAUCUCGCCCUGUCGGUCGGGAGCACCAUCUAGCAUCCAGGAUACGACUCUCGCUGAGGUCCACUGCCCAGCCACUGUGGGGACAGCAGAGAUGGGGACUGCCCACCCCAACCUCAGACCCUACGUGUUGUCCCCCUACCCCUCAGAGCCUGACCCUCUGGGACCCUCCCCGGUGCCAGAGGCCUCACUUCCAACCCCCAGCUUCCGGUCCAGGUCAGACACAUUCCACUGACCCUGGCCCUGGGCCCAGGCCUGUCUGGGGUGGGCAUUGCCACCUGCCAUCAGGGAGGGGCUGAGCCCAGGGCCUCCUGCCUCGGGUCAGCAGCCACCAGCUGGUCUGGUUGGCUCUGGAUUCUCAGGACUUUUUCCAUAAAGCCUGGUCACUUCCGACCCUCUUUCCUUUUCCAAACCUUCUCCUGUGCUCCUCCUUUGGGAGGGGAGUCACCAAAGGCCGUGGAACCCAACAGGCAUGAGACAGAGCACGAUGCCCAUCAGGCUGGGCAGAUGAGAUGGCCUGCCUUCUCCCCAGGACCUGGAGGCAGGCUGUCACUGAAGGUGGUCUCUUCUGUUGCCAACAACUUGAAACAGUUCCAGCAGCACUCCUGCCCCUCCGCUGCCUCCAGACUUCAGCCAAGCCUGCUCUCCCCUUUACCAACAUGGUCUCCCUCGGAGCC